UUCAAACCGUCAAGUUCAGUGGAUAAAUAAAAAGUGAAAAGUGCUCUACAAAGGAGUGUUAAUAAUAUAAACCCAGGAUAAAGCAAGGAUUAACAGUGUCCGAAGGAUAUAGCAAGGAUAAUCGGAUUAUCAGUGUCCUUGCAGAAAUGGAUUACCAGUGUUAAAUAGCAACAGGAUACUCCUGUUUUUCCUAAGUUAAGCAAACAUAGUUUGCUUCUGACAAACAGAAUGUCAAAUAAAGUGAUUUCAUUGUCCUUGUGGCUGCUCUUAAUAUCCUUUGUGUGGGCCGAGGAUGGAGACAUUAUCAUGAAAGAUGAGGAUGAUGAAGAUAUAAAUCCGCUGGAUCAAGCCGCACCGGAAGCCGUCGAUAACGAGAGUUCCCGCAACGAGCGCCACGUUAGCUUCAGGGUCCUGAAAGCCCCCCCAGUUAGUGCUGCCUACACUUAUGGCGCUUCGGGAGGAAGCAGUGGAGGAUAUAGUGGAGGCUAUAGUGGAGGAUAUAGUAGCGGUGGAGGAGGAUAUGGCGGUGGUGGAGGAUAUGGUAGCGGUGGUGGAGGUUACGGCACUGUUAUAAGGACAUCUCAAGCAGGAGGAGGUGGCCUUAAAGGAGGACUGCUAACCAAAACCUUAAACAUCUUUGGCCUUGGAAAGGGCCAGGCAAAUUUCUACGGAGCAGGUGGCCAGUAUCUGGCGGCCUUUGGAAAGUGCUCUGCUCUGCAACUCCCAGUAAAUGUUCAAUCCGAGUGCAACAAUGGAAAGUGCAAGGUUUUCUGCCCAGCUGGUUACAGUUUCGCCCAGAAUGUGCAGAUCCUGGAGAUGUUCUGCAGCAACGAUGGCUGGAUCAUUGGCAACUCUGUGUUCACCCAGGUGCCUCCCUGCCAGGCACAAUGCAAUCCGGGUUGCCAGAACAACGGCAUCUGCAUUUCCGCCGGAGUUUGCCAGUGUCCGGAGAAUUAUUAUGGACCAUUGUGUCAGCAGAAAAAGUCGGUAUGUGCUUCCAUUCCAAAGGCGCCAAAGAACUCCAAAAUGUCCUGCAUGAACAAUAUUUGCCACGCGGAGUGCAUGAGGGGAUUCCAGUUUCCAGAUGGCAGUGGCAUCACCAACAUUGAGUGUCGAAAUGGCCAGUGGAUUCACACCAAGACGGGUCUUGCCAAAACUCCCGAUUGUGCUCCUACUUGUGCACCCGCCUGCCAGAAUGGAGGACAAUGCAUCAGCUUCAAUGUCUGCCAGUGCUCCAAGAUGUUCCGCGGUGCUCACUGUCAAUAUAAUGUGGAUAGUUGCAAUGUUACCAACACCAAUUUCAAUGGAAACUAUAAGUGUGCCUAUGAAAUGGAGGAGGCUCGUUGUACAUUCAGCUGCCCUCAAGUGCCAGGAUUGCAGAUUCAAGGCCGCAUUGAUAUAGAGUACAAGUGCAACUAUCAACAAGGACAAUACCUUCCUGCUCCACUUCCAAAGUGCAUAUUCCCUCCUGGCUACAAAAUCCGAUCCACAUCCUCCUCACGCGAUAUAACAAAACAAAUUGGUGGAGUUUAUCAACACGGAAUGAGUGGUGAAAUGGCUUACGAAAUCCAAACCGAACGCCAAAAACUUUUGGCUUUGCUGGCCAAAUACAGAGAUCUCGAAAGAAGAAGUGAAUGGUGGUCUUCGGAGGAAACUGUCGUCACCCUUAGCAGUUAUUCCUUGUACCAAAGCAACGAUUUGGAUAUCGUCAUUGAUAAAACACCGCGACCUGCAAUUUGCACCACUUGGGGUGGUAUUAACAUGAAGACCUUUGAUGGUCUGGUCUUCAAGGCACCUCUUUCGUGUUCUCAUACACUGAUUACAGACAAAGUUUCAGGUACUUUCGACAUUAUCCUGAAGGCUUGUCCAUAUGGUUCUGGUUAUGGUUGUGCCCACACAUUAAAGAUCUUGUGGCAAUCCGUGCUGUACACCUUCGAAAAUCUAAAUGGCACCAUGCAACUCAGCACUCCCAUUAAAAAGCUACCCAUGCCUGUUCAGGUGAUGGGCAUGAAAGUAAUGCCAGUGGCUCAACAUGUGCAGAUCGAUCUGGAAUCCGUUGGCCUUAAGUUGGACUGGGAUCACCAUCAGUACGUUUCCGUGCAGGCUGGUCCUCAAAUGUGGGGAAAAGUGGGAGGUCUUUGCGGCUCCUUGGAUGGGGAUAUCAACACGGAUUUGACUUCGAGGACGGGCAAAAAGUUGGAGACUGUAAAAGCAUUCGCGGAUGCCUGGCGUGUCGAGGAUCACAGUGAACUGUGCCAGGUGGAGAACAGUGCUGAGUUGGAAUUCGGAGUGGAUUCAUGUGAGCAAAGCAAACUCCAAAAGGCUGUCUCCGUUUGCGAGCGACUGUUGGCCAACGAGAAACUGGGUGAUUGCAUCAAACCCUUCAACUACGAUGCCCUAAUUCGCACCUGCAUGGCUGACUAUUGCAAUUGUGCCAAUCGAGAACAUCCAGAGAGCUGCAACUGCGAUGCCAUCGCCAUGUUGGCCAAGGAGUGCGCCUUCAAGGGCAUCAAGCUGGAGCACGGAUGGCGGAAUCUGGAGAUUUGUCCAAUUAGCUGUGGUUUUGGACGCGUUUACCAGGCCUGCGGACCCAACGUGGAGCCCACCUGCGAAUCGGAUUUGGCCGUUGCAACUUCGAGGGGCACUUGCAACGAGGGCUGCUUUUGUCCUGAGGGAACCGUUCAAUACAAAGAGGCCUGCAUCACCCGAGAACUCUGCCCGUGCUCCCUUCGCGGCAAGGAAUUCAAACCAGAAUCGACGGUCAAGAAGAACUGCAACACGUGCACCUGCAAGAAUGGACAGUGGCGUUGCACGGAGGAUAAAUGUGGCGCCCGCUGUGGGGCAAUUGGAGAUCCGCAUUACCAGACGUUCGAUGGCAAGCGGUACGAUUUCAUGGGCAAGUGCUCCUACCAUCUGCUGAAGACCACGAACAUGUCGGUGGAGGCGGAGAAUGUGGCUUGUUCGGGAGCAGUUUCGGAGGGUAUGAACUUUGCAGCUCCCGACGAUCCAUCGUGCACCAAAUCGGUUACGAUUAGAUUUAUUUUACGGGAUGGUACUCCAUCGGUUAUUAAACUGGAUCAGGGUUUAACCACCGUGGUCAACGACAAACCCAUUGCCAAGCUGCCAAAGAUGUUGGGUUUGGGCGAAGUGCUCAUCCGUCGAGCGAGUUCCACUUUCUUGACCGUGGAGUUUGCAGGUGGCAUUCGCAUUUGGUGGGAUGGAGUUUCGCGGGUUUACAUCGAUGCUCCGCCUAGUUUGCGUGGCCAAACGCAGGGUCUGUGUGGCACCUUUAAUUCGAACACCCAGGAUGAUUUCCUGACUCCCGAAGGAGAUAUUGAAACGGCAGUGGAACCUUUUGCGGACAAGUGGCGCACCAAAGAUACUUGCGAAUUCAAGGCGGAGACUCAUCAAGGACCGCAUCCCUGCACUUUAAGUCCGGAGAAGAAAGCUCUUGCGGAGAAGCAUUGCGACUGGAUUCUGCAGGAUAUCUUCCAGGACUGUCACUUCCUGGUCGAACCAGAGCAGUUUUAUGAGGAUUGCCUGUACGACACAUGUGCCUGCAAGGAUGAUCUUACAAAGUGCUUCUGCCCCAUUUUGUCUGCCUACGGAACUGAGUGCAUGCGACAAGGAGUUAAGACAGGAUGGCGUAUGACGGUCAAGGAGUGUGCUGUGAAGUGUCCCAUGGGUCAAGUUUACGACGAGUGCGGCGAUGGAUGUGCCCUCACCUGCGAUGAUCUCCCGAGUAAGGGAUCCUGCAAACGCGAGUGCGUGGAAGGAUGUCGUUGUCCCCAUGGAGAGUACGUCAACGAGGAGGGCGAGUGUGUGCCGAAGCAGAAGUGCCACUGCAACUUCGACGGCAUGUCCUUCCGUCCAGGAUACAAAGAGGUUCGCCCGGGUGAGAAGUUCCUGGAUCUUUGCACCUGUACGAACGGAGUGUGGGAUUGCCAGGAUGCGGAACCAGGUGACAAGGACAAGUACCCUCCUUCGUCGGAACUGCGAUCCAAGUGUGCCAAACAGCCCUUCGCCGAGUUCACAAAAUGUGCUCCCAAAGAACCGAAAACCUGCAAGAAUAUGGAUAAAUACGUGGCCGAUUCUUCGGAAUGUUUGCCAGGAUGCGUUUGCAUGGAGGGUUAUGUCUACGAUACUUCCCGUUCGUCCUGCGUCCUGCCAACUAACUGCUCCUGUCAUCACGCCGGAAAGAGUUACGAUGACGGUGAGAAGAUCAAGGAGGACUGCAAUCUUUGCGAGUGCCAAGCUGGCAAUUGGAAGUGCUCGAAAAAUGGUUGCGAAUCCACGUGCAGCGUUUGGGGAGAUUCCCAUUUCACCACCUUUGAUGGUCAUGACUUUGAUUUCCAAGGAGCCUGUGAUUAUGUCCUUGCAAAGGGAGUUUUCGACAAUGGCGAUGGCUUUAGUAUUACCAUUCAGAAUGUUUUAUGCGGCACAAUGGGCGUCACUUGCUCGAAGUCUUUGGAAAUAAGUUUAAGUGGUCAUGCUCAAGAAUCGCUGCUUUUGAGUGCGGAUUCCGCUUACAGCAUUGAUCCAAAUAAGUCGCCCAUUAAAAAACUUCGUGACAGUGUCAACUCGAAAGGUCACAAUGCCUUCCACAUUUACAAAGCUGGUGUCUUUGUGGUUGUGGAAGUGAUUCCCCUGAAAUUGCAAGUCAAAUGGGAUGAAGGCACUCGAGUUUACGUAAAACUGGGCAACGAAUGGCGCCAGAAAGUCAGUGGCUUGUGUGGCAACUACAAUGGCAACAGUCUGGAUGACAUGCAGACACCUUCCUUGGGUUUGGAGGCCAGUCCAAUGCUAUUUGGUCAUGCCUGGAAACUUCAGCCUCAUUGCUCGGCUCCAGUGGCUCCCAUUGAUUCCUGCAAACAACAUCCAGAACGUGAAACCUGGGCUCAAUUGAAGUGUGGAGCCCUGAAGUCGGAUCUCUUCAAGGAGUGCCAUGCUGAGGUUCCCCUGGAAAAAUUCUGGAAGCGCUGCAUCUUCGAUACUUGUGCCUGCGAUCAGGGAGGCGAUUGCGAGUGUCUUUGCACUGCAAUGGCUGCUUAUGCCGAUGCCUGUGCUCAGAAGGGCAUCCACAUUCGCUGGAGAUCGCAACACUUUUGCCCCAUGCAAUGUGACCCAACCUGUUCGGACUACAAGGCCUGCACUCCAGCGUGUGCGGUGGAGACCUGUGACAACUUCCUCGAUCAGGGAAUCGCAGAGCGCAUGUGCAACCGGGAGAAUUGCCUCGAAGGAUGCCACAUUAAACCUUGCCAGGAUGGAUUUAUCUAUCUGAACGACACCUACCGCGAAUGUGUUCCCAAGGCGGAAUGCAAACCGGUUUGCAUGGUGAAGGAGGGCAAGACUUUCUACGAGGGUGACAUCACGUAUACGGAUUCGUGUGCCACAUGUCGAUGCUCCAAGCGAAAGGAGAUUUGCAGCGGAGUCAAGUGCGAGGUGCCCGUGACCACACCCCGUUUGGCUCCUUUAAUUGAAGGCACCACCAUGCCUCCUCUGGCCACCCAAAACCAGACCAAGUGCGUCAAGGGAUGGACGCGAUGGUGCGACAAGGAUAAGGACACUUCGCACAAGGAUGUUCGACUGAACGAUGAGGAGAAGGUUCCCCGUUACGAUCGCAUGGAGAAUGUCUAUGGAACUUGCCUAAAGGAGUACAUGACCAAGGUGGAGUGUCGGGUGAAGGACACCCAUGAAAACCCCGAUCAAAUGGACGAGAAUGUGAUUUGCAAUCUGGAGGAGGGACUAAGAUGCAUUGGCAAGUGCCACGAUUACGAAUUGCGUGCCUUUUGCCAGUGCGAUGAAGAACCCGAACCGGAAGCACCCAAACCCACUGAGAAACCACAACUUGGACUUUCCUGCGAUACUGGAAUUGCGGAGUACAAGGAAUUCCCCGGAGAUUGCCACAAAUUCCUGCAUUGCCAACCCAAAGGAGUCGAGGGAGGUUGGAUUUAUGUAGAGCAAACCUGCGGGGAGUUCAUGAUGUUCAAUCCAACGAUGUUCAUUUGCGAUCACAUUGCCACUGUACAAGAGAUCAAGCCCAAUUGUGGCGUGAAACCCAAACCUGAACCCGAACCGGAACCCAUUAGAGAAUGUCCUCCCGGAAAGAGGAAAUCUGAGUGCGCCAAUCAAUGUGAACACACCUGUCAUUAUUAUGGCAGCAUAUUGAGAAAGCGAGGUCUCUGCCAAAUUGGCGAGCAUUGUAAGCCGGGUUGUGUGGACAACCUGCGACCGGAUUGCAAUAGUAAAGGAAUGUUUUGGUUGGAUGAGGAUACCUGUGUCCAUGCCGACGAUUGUCCCUGCAUGGAUAAUGCUGAGCACUAUGUUCAGCCUCAUAAGCCAGUUGUUGGGGAGUUUGAGGUGUGUCAGUGCAUUGACAAUACUUUUACUUGUGUGCCCAAUAAACCAGAGCCAGUUCCCAAAGGAGGAGAUGAAGAAAUAGAUAUCGUUCCUUUGGUUCCUAUACUCCCAGUUACAGUCACACCACCACUACAUUGUUCUCCAGAGCGACUCAUUCCCAAGAUAGAAAGCCCUGUAUUUUUACAACCCGACAGCGUCUUUAACGCCAGUUCUCAAUUGGCCCCAGAACAUGGUCCUAAAAUGGCUCGUUUAACCAAAGAUCAUCCAAAGGGCAGUUGGUCACCCAGUAUUAACGAUCAAAUGCAGUAUUUGGAACUGAAUUUCGGCAAACCAGAGCCAUUCUAUGGUGUGAUUAUGGCUGGUAGCCCUGAGUUUGAUAACUAUGUAACCCUGUUUAAGAUCCUUCACAGUCAUGAUGGAGUAGCCUACCAUUAUCUGGUUGACGAAACAGAAAAGCCACAAAUGUUCAAUGGUCCCUUGGAUUCCAGAGCUCCAGUAAAAACACUCUUCAAGAUUCCCAUUGAAGCUAGUUCCCUUCGCAUUUAUCCUCUUAAGUGGCACAACUCCAUUGCCAUGCGAGUGGAGCUUCUCAUCUGCGGAGAUAAAGUGGAAUCCCCACCAGUGCUCCCGAUUCCAACAAUACCACCCAUCACAGAACAUCCACCUCAAUUGGUUGAGCAAGAAUGCAUCGAUUUAAUGGGCGUGGAUGAGGGUAAGAUGUAUCAGGAUCAAGUUCAAUCGAGCAGCUUGUGGCACCAACCAAAUCAGGGCAAGAAACCACAGCUUCUGGAGCUGCUAAAAUUAUCAACACCACAUGCUUGGCGUCCACUUGCCAACAGUCAAAACGAGUUCAUUGAGUUUGAUUUCCUGGAGCCACGGAAUAUUUCUGGAUUUGUUACGAAGGGAGGUCCCGAUGGAUGGGUCACUGGCUACAAGGUGAUGUUCUCCAAGAAGAAACCCACUUGGAAUACUGUGUUAUCUCCUAAUGGACAACCACGCAUCUUUGAGGCAAAUGUCGAUGCAGAAAACGAGCGGAGACAUCAUUUCAAGAAACCCAUAUUGACCCAGUAUCUCAAAGUUGUGCCAGCUUAUUGGGAAAGAAACAUAAAUAUGCGGAUUGAACCACUGGGAUGCUUUUUACCAUAUCCUGAAAUCCAGCGACAAGUUCCUGUGGAAGAAACCAAGCCCACAAAAUGCAACAUCUGCGAUGGUGUGACUCCCACUAGUUCCUCCUCCGAUUGCCAAUGCAAGGAUCAACUUUUCUGGGAUGGCAACAACUGCGUUCAGCACAACCUUUGUCCUUGUGUAGAGAACUACAUUACCUAUCCGAUAGGCAGUAAGUUCGAGAACUCAGCCUGCGAGGAUUGCGUUUGCGUACUUGGCGGUCAUAAGAAUUGCAAGCCGAAGAAGUGUCCCCCUUGCCAGGAUGCCAAAUUGCGUCCUGUCAUCACUAGUGAUUGUUUCUGCAAGUGUGAACCCUGCCCCAAACACCAGAGAUUGUGUCCAUCAAGUGGAGACUGCAUUCCGGAGAUUCUUUGGUGCAAUGGAGUUCAGGAUUGUGCCGAUGAUGAGGAUGCCAGUUGCAGUGAUUCGUUCACUGUGGAGCCAGAAAUUACGAGGGCAAAGAAUCUGACUGAAGUCAUCACAUGUCCCAAGCCAGUUUGUCCACCUCAAAUGAAGAUUAAAAUCACGGAGAAAAAGUUUAGGAAAAUGUCCAAGAUGUUUACUUUCUCAAAACAAGUAUCCAUAGUGGAUGAUGGAUUGACUAUAACAAAGACCAAGUUCAUCUCCUCCAAGGAGCAAAUUCUGGCCAUGCCAAAUCAGGAAUUGGAUUUCCAUCAGGAGGAGCAGUGCGAUGAAUUCACUUGUGUUCCCAUUCCCACCAAGAGUGUCGAUAAAAAUGAGACCAUCACCUGCACGGAACCAAAGUGUCCUGAAAAAUACGACGUGGAGUUGGAUAUGAGUACGGCCAAAGUGGGAGAUUGCCUUAAGUACACCUGUGUCCUGCGUCCCAAUAAAGAUGAUGUGUGUGAAAUUAGUGGCAAGAGCUUCACCACCUUUGAUGGCACCAUUUUUAAAUAUGGACCUUGUAGUCACAUUUUGGCUAGGGAUAUUUACAAUAGCAGUUGGUCUAUUUCAGUUCACCAACAAUGUAACGAUGAAUCCCGCAAAGUCUGUCACAAAGUAAUCACAAUUCAGGACACCGAAGCUGGCAACGAAUUGAUUUUAUUGCCCCAUCUGAAGCUCAAGUUCAAUGGCUAUGAGUUUACAGUUCAACAGUUGAUUAAUUCACCCAUUUGCAAGGCUUCAUUUGUGGUCUCUCAACCAGGCAAGACCCUUCUAGCCGUUUCCACCAAAUAUGGUUUCUGGGUGCAGCUCGAUGACAUUGGAAUCGUGAAGGUUGGCAUUUCAUCCAAGUUUAUGCGAACUGUCGAUGGUCUGUGUGGUUACUACAAUGGAAAUCCAAAGGACGAUAAGAGAUCACCCGAUGGUCAAAUCAUUCCGAACACAGAGAAAUUCGGAGAUAGUUGGUAUGACAAGAAAAUUCCCAAGGAGCAGUGCGGAGAUCUCAAGUGCUCGAGAGAAAUGCAGGCAAAGGCUUUGCAGCUUUGUAAUAUCAUUCACCAUCCAACCUUUGCUCGCUGCCACAAGGCCGUCAACUACAAACAGUUCCUUAACAAUUACUGUGUGGAAGCUGCCUGCAACUGCAUGAUGGCCAACAAUGGAGACUCGGCUGCCUGCAAGUGCAACAUCCUGGAGAGCUUUGUGAAGAAGUGCCUCAGCAUGAACCCACUUAUUCAGUUGACCACCUGGAGAGCCGUGGCUCAGUGCGAGAUCAAUUGCCCUGCGCCAUUAGUUCACACGGAUUGUUACAAGAGGCGAUGUGAACCAUCCUGCGAUGCGGUUCAUGGUGACGAUUGUCCAGUUCUUCCGGAUGCCUGCUUCCCGGGUUGCUAUUGUCCCGAGGGAACUGUACGGAAAGGACCGAAUUGUGUGCCCAUUUCCGAGUGCAAGGACUGUGUUUGCAAUUCAUUGGGAGCAUCCAAGUACAUGACCUACGAUCGCAAGAGCUUCAGUUUCAAUGGAAACUGCACAUAUCUUUUGUCGCGGGAUGUGGUGCUUCCUGGUGUCCACACUUUCCAGGUUUAUGUUAGUAUGGAUGAUUGUAAGAAGCUGGGACAACCUACUCCUGUUCAGGGAGGCAGUUGUGCGAAGUCCUUGCAUAUUCUGAAUGGAGAUCAUGUGAUUCAUGUCCAACGCGUUCCAGAGAAACCGAAAGCCCUUCAAGUUUUGGUUGAUGGAUUCGAGGUGAAACAGAUUCCCUACAAAGACAGUUGGAUUAGCCUUCGCCAGAUUGUGGGCAAGGAACUGGUGCUCUCUCUUCCUGAAUCCCAUGUGGAACUCACAGCCUCCUUUGAGGAUUUAAUUUUCUCCCUGGGCGUUCCAAGUAUUAAAUAUGGCAGCAAGAUGGAAGGACUUUGUGGCGAUUGCAAUGGCAAUGCAGACAAUGAUCUUCAACCCAAUCCGGCCAAGAAAAAAGAUGGAGUAGAUGUGAUUGAAAGCUGGCAAGCAGAUGAACCAAAAUUGGGUUUGGUAGAGGAAUGUCUAAGUGAGGAUGUUCCCAAGGAGCAGUGCAUUCCCCUUCCACCGGAUAAGGAUCCCUGUCUGCAAUUCUACAAUGCCGAGCUGUUUGGCAAGUGUCCUUUGGCCGUGGAUCCCAUUUCGUAUGUCUCCGCCUGUCAGCAGGACAUCUGCAAGCCUGGAAACACUCAGCAAGGAGUUUGUGUGGCUUUGGCUGCCUACGCAAAGGAGUGCAAUCAACAUGGAAUCUGCACAAACUGGAGGAGACCACAACUUUGUCCCUAUGAAUGCCCAAGUGAUAUGGUUUAUGAGCCAUGUGGUUGUGCCAAGAAUUGCGAUACCGUGAAAGCCUUAUCCGAAUUCGAUGCAGUAAGCCUUAAAAACCAGGCUGUAGUUCACACUUUGAAAACCGAUGAAAUGUGUUUGAGCUCGGAGCGAUUUGAAGGUUGUUUCUGUCCCCCUGGAAAGGUAAUGGAUGGUGGCAAGUGUGUCCCCGAAAUUGCCUGCACAAAGUGCGAUGAUGGCCUCCAUUUGCCUGGCGAGAAGUGGCAGAAGGAUAAAUGCACUGAAUGUGAGUGCAAUCAAAAUGGAAAGACCUCCUGUGUGGAAAAGAAAUGUCAAGUGGAGGAGAACAUCUGUGCCGAGGGCUACAAACCCGAGGUAAUUGUUAAGGUGGAGGAGUGCUGUCCCAGAUAUCGAUGUGUUCCCGAAACCAAGGAUCCUGCUAAGUUAUGUUUGGCUCCAUUGAUGCCGAUUUGUGGACCAGGACAAUAUAAGAAGCAGAAGAAUGAUAUAAACGGAUGUCCACAGUACAUAUGCGAAUGCAAGCCCAAGGAUCAGUGUGAGAUUAUCAAACUGCGGGAAUUGCUGCCAGGCGAGGUUAUUGUUAAGAUUGAAGAAGGCUGUUGCCCUACUCAGAAAAUUGACUGCAAGCCAGAGUUGUGUCCCCAGGCUCCACUUAAUUGUAAAGAGCGAUUCUAUGAAGUCAAGACUACGAAGGAGCCAGGAUUGUGUUGUCCCAUACACAAGUGUGUACCUCCCAAGGACCUUUGCAUUGUUCAAUAUGAACUCGAUGAGACCACUAAAUUCACCAAACAAGUGGGUGAUAAAUGGACCCACGCCAAGGAGGUUUGCAAACAGGAGACGUGUUCCUACGGACCCGAUGGAAAUGCCCAAGUGGUCAGCACUUUGGAGCAGUGUAUCACGGAUUGUGCCCCAGGAUUCAGCUAUCAGAACUUGGACAAAACCAAGUGCUGUGGCAAGUGUGUUCAGACAGCUUGUGUAUUUGAGCAGAAACUCUAUGAAGCGAAUGCAAUUUGGAAAACGGAGGACAAUUGUACUACCUACAGCUGUUUGAAGAAGGAUGGUCAGUUUUUGGUUACCACAGCAAAGGAGGUUUGUCCGGAUGUGGGAAGCUGCCUUUCUCAUCUUUUGUAUCAAGAUGGCUGUUGUAAACGUUGUAAAGCAGAACCUUUGGUUGAAGAUAAAUCCACUUGUUUGCCUGUUUCCUUGGCCGAGUCGCAAACAAAGGAGAUUCUGAAGUUCCCCGCGCAAGGACAUGGAAUCUGUGUGAAUGCCGAGCCCAUUCAGGGAUUCACUGACUGCGAAGGUGCCUGUUCCUCGGGAUCGAAGUAUAAUACACUCACCGACAUGCACGAAAAGUUCUGCACUUGCUGCAGCAUCAAAUCCUAUACACCGAUCUCUGUAAAAAUGAUUUGCAAGGAUGGUCACACAUUCACUCAGAAGCACGAAGUGCCUUCCAACUGCGGUUGUUCGCCAUGUUCGGAGUUCUCAAACCCGCCGAUCGAUGUAAGAAUGCAACCGGAUGUUCAGUCGCCUUUGCUGAACUUACUCGGCAAUCAUUUGCACUGAUAAGUUAUAGUUUGCUCGAGAGUGAUUGAAUUAUGUUUAAGUACAUCGAACAUUUACAAUAAAAAUUAAAAAAAAAAAAAAACAAGGUAAUUCAUUUAAAACAAGAAAAGCUUAUACGCAGUCAUCAGUUGAUCCAAAUGCAAAAAGGCUAGAAAACAUCAAAGCUAUGACGAUUUUUCUAUACAUUUUCCAUAUUUUUGCCAUAUGAACAUAUGACAGCUAUAUGAUAUAGUUGCACGGUUGCCACUUCGAGCAUUUUUAAUAAGCCAAAAAAAAGAUUAAAAAUGAGCCAAUUUGAAUAAAAAGAGCCAAAUUUGUA
Molecule: messenger RNA, 12133 nt
Organism: Drosophila ficusphila
Lineage: Eukaryota; Metazoa; Arthropoda; Insecta; Diptera; Drosophilidae
Gene: Hml
Product: hemocytin
Exons: 27
Coding region: 229-11814 (3861 amino acids)
Cellular component (GO): extracellular matrix; extracellular region
Molecular function (GO): chitin binding; protein binding
Source: RefSeq, a predicted model, not a curated record